Molecule: messenger RNA, 1821 nt
Organism: Capronia coronata CBS 617.96
Lineage: Eukaryota; Fungi; Ascomycota; Eurotiomycetes; Chaetothyriales; Herpotrichiellaceae
Product: beta-N-acetylhexosaminidase
Exons: 1
Coding region: 1-1821 (606 amino acids)
Biological process (GO): carbohydrate metabolic process; glycosaminoglycan metabolic process
Cellular component (GO): membrane
Molecular function (GO): beta-N-acetylhexosaminidase activity
Source: RefSeq, a predicted model, not a curated record
AUGUUUGUCAGCCGCUUCGUUCAGAUCGCUACCCUUACGGCCAGCAUUCUCACUGCAUGCAGCGAUGCGGUCGUGGUCAACCCGCUGCCUGCUCCUCAGUCCAUCACUUGGGGAUCCUCGGGACCGAAGCAACUGGCAGGCUACUUGGUCUUGAACGCUGCCCCCAGUCGACUCGUUAGUGAUGCCUGGAAUCGUGCCUGGACUUCGAUUAGCGAACUGAAAUGGGUACCUGCUGCCGUCGAGGCACCAAUAUCGAUCUUCGAACCCUUUCCGACCGCUGCAGCAUCAUCUAGAGUGCGGAGAUCUGAUCCCAUUCUGAUCCAGGUCGACCUCACCAUUGCGGACGGUGAGGCUGAUCUGCAACAAGGAGUAGAUGAGUCCUAUACUGUUGAGAUCACCCCGGCUUCUCAGGCAAUCAAUAUCACGGCAGAGACAGUAUGGGGCGCCCUGCAUGCGUUCACGACGUUGCAGCAAAUCAUUAUUUCGGAUGGUAAAGGGGGCCUUAUGAUUGAGCAGCCCGUCUCGAUCUCCGACUACCCUAACUACCCCUACCGAGGGGCGCUGAUAGACACUGGGCGAAACUUCAUCAGCCUGCCCAAGAUCUUUGAGCAGAUUGAUGGUAUGGCUCUGUCGAAGAUGAACGUCCUCCACUGGCAUCUUGUCGACGCGCAAUCUUGGCCUAUCCAAAUGAAAACAUAUCCUCAGAUGACCAAAGAUGCAUACUCCCCCAGGAACAUUUAUUCCCAGAACGACAUCCGUGCCGUCAUCGCCUAUGCUCGAGCCCACGGUGUUCGCAUCAUUCCAGAGGUCGAUAUGCCAGGCCAUGCGUCCUCGGGAUGGGCGCAGGUAGACCCCAGCAUUGUCGCGUGCGCGAAUUCGUGGUGGUCAAACGACGUUUGGGCACUGCACACCGCGACCGAGCCUAAUCCUGGACAACUCGACAUACUCAACAACAAGACAUACGACGUCAUCGGAAAUGUCUAUGCUGAGCUUUCGUCCCUCUUCACAGACAACAUAUUCCACGUUGGGGCAGACGAAGUUCAUCCAGGUUGCUACAACUUCAGCAGUAUCGUCCGGGAGUGGUUUGCCGCCAACGCAUCUCGAACCUACGACGACCUUCUGCAAGUCUGGGUGGACAAAGCCAUUCCCAUAUUCUCUUCAACUGCCAACAAGACUCUGAUAAUGUGGGAAGAUAUCCUGUUGUCGGAUCCUCAUACCCACACGUUACCAAAAAACAUCAUUCUCCAGUCGUGGAAUGGCGGUCUGACCAACAUCAAGAAUCUGACUUCCCAAGGCUACGAUGUCAUUGUGUCUUCUUCCGAUUUUUUCUACUUGGAUUGCGGGUUUGGUGGCUGGGUGACGAAUGAUCCUCGCUACAAUGAAAUGGCCAAUCCGAACGCCAGUGUGCCGACUUUCAACUAUGGGGGAGGCGGUGGUUCAUGGUGUGCUCCCUACAAGAGCUGGCAGCGAGUGUAUGACUAUGAUUUCACCCUCAACCUCACCGACGCCGAGAAGUCCCAUGUUCUUGGAACCGAGGUGCCUCUCUGGUCUGAACAGGUCGAUGACACUGUUAUCUCGUCCAAGAUGUGGCCCAGGGCGGCUGCCAUGGCUGAACUCGCGUGGUCCGGAAACAGGGAUCCUGCCACGGGACUCAAGCGUACAACGGAGAUGUCGCAGCGUAUCCUGAAUUUUCGAGAAUAUCUCGUUGCAAAUGGUGUCCAGGCCGCGCCUCUGGUUCCCAAAUACUGUCUUCAACACCCGCAUGCCUGCGAUCUGUACUACAACCAAACAGUACUGGCAGACUACGCGACAACACAAUAA